This is a messenger RNA of Cladocopium goreaui, 3291 nucleotides long. The record is from the annotation of a GenBank genome assembly. NCBI's taxonomy places the organism in Eukaryota, Dinophyceae, Suessiales, Symbiodiniaceae.
AUGGAGAACUUCCAUCCGAACAUAUGUCAGAAAUGGGAAAUCGUGAAUGACGCGGACCCUGACGGCCUUUACCGAACAGCUACCAGACGUUGUGGAUGCGGCGACCUUGACAAUGAUUCAAGGUCUGUUUUUUCUCGGGUUACUAUCCCCUUGCUCUUGACCAUCGGCGCACUAGCACUACGGAUGACGAUUGAUGGCGAUCGCGAAGACUAUGCCGAUGUACAGAGUGCAAACAAAGCAGAUGGAAACGGAGUUCAAGGAAGGAAACCGAGGGAACGCAUGUGGUAUCUGGACUAUGCUCGCAUUCUUUGCGUCGCCUGUGUGGUGUCCGAGCAUUCCGGCGGUGAACUUUUUUCCGAUCGAAACGUUAUGUGGGUGCAGCAGUGGGUGGUGCCUUUCCUUUAUGUCGUCAGUGGUAUUGCUUUCAUGCUGUCCAAAACCGGCAUUCUCAAAUACGAGUUUCGCCUUUUCUUGGUUCUUGCUAUUGGGACAACUGCAAAUGCAGUUGCCGAGAUGGUGAAUGGGAAAGACCCGGUGGCACGCCCAGGGUGGACCAUGUAUCAGAUGGCUUACGUGGCAGUAAUCAUGAUAGUCAGUGCCCUCGUCGUGCCAAUCAAGGAGGUCUUGAAGUGGAGAGCUGAGAACCCCUGCGCUGCAACUCCAUGGCGGCUCAGAAUGAUUGCAGCGGUUUACGGCCUUUUGGCAACAGCGUCUUUGGUACUCUUCGUAGGAGGCUUCAGCUUCAUCACGGACGGGGAGUCCUUGCGCCAAUCUGGUGCUGGUGGAGCAACAGUGAUCCUCGAAGCGCCGAUGUUCCUCUCUCGGACCUUUGGCCUUUUCUUUUUGGUAUCGCUCACUGCCUGCUGGGGCUAUUGCAGCUCUGCCGGCUGGAUCUUAAUUCUGCUCAGCUACGCUACUCAUGCCAUGAUUCCCUACAACAAGGGUGGGCAUCCGCUGAGUCCUGAUCUUUUCCUCAUAGGCAUGGUUACGUACGAGUGGCCACUGAAAUACAAAACACAGAUUGCAUCGAACCUUCGAAGCUAUUGGCCAGUGGUUCUUGCGGUCAUUCUGCUUUGCAGCAUGCCACAAGUCAGCGGACGCUGUGAUCUGCAUCCCAUGCACACUACCUGGGAGCGAUCUCGCUUUCGCUUCGUGGAGGCAGUUCUUGUUAUUGGCUUGGUCACUGGCGCUUUCCGUGCAGAUGACCCACAUGGUAUUACACCUUGGAUGAACCUGUGGUCGCUGUACGCAUAUUGCUUUCAUGUGGCUUGGGCAAGGAUGCUCCCGAAACCUUAUGGAGCUGUGGUGACCUACGGUAGCAUCCCGCUCUUCUACGUUUGUCACAAGAUGAGGAGGCGUCGCCACCUUGCUGAACCUGAAACCGAGCUGGGCUCAAGUUCCUGGGAUCGACUGAAGCCACAGCGCAAGAGCUGGGCCGCGUUUUCAAAGCGGGGGCUCGACUGCAAAGCAGUCCGGUCCAGGAGUCACGGAGUGCCAAUUCUACUGCCAGUGCCGAAGGUUGAAAUGCUGCUGGAUCAGAAUCCAUGCAGCAAGUUGCCAUUUGCAACCUUCAACAGCAAGGGACUGAGCUCCUGGGGAAGCAACCUUCUAGGUCAAGCCUCCGAACAGCUGGGCCCAGCUGCUGCUGCUGCGGCUGCUUCGAUUCGAUCUGGAGUGAAAGAAGUGAAAAAGUCAGUGAAGGAAAACUUGGGCACUGUCCCCAGCUUCACCAGCGCCAGCUUUUCUGGACAAAGUCAUCACCUGCAGGGUGUCAAUGGCACCCCUGCGAGGGAUGUGACCGAGGUUGCCUUUCUGGCUGAAGGAGCUUUUGGUGCAGUCAUGAAGGUCUCCUGCAACAGGACGGCAGAGACUUUUGCGCUGAAGAAAAUCAGUUGCAUGGAGGGUGUUCAGGUUGCGAGCAGUUUCGAUGCAGCAGAGCGAGAGGCCAAGAUCCUCAGUGAGCUUCCUGCCCACAACAAUAUCAUUCGCUGCUUUGGCUAUUCCAUACAGAAGAGCGCAGGUGGAGGAACUGUGAAGGUCCUUCUGGAACUUUGCCAUGGGCAUUUGCUGGACUUCCAGGACUCCAAAGGCGGGAAACUAUCGCCGAAGGAGAUGAUGGAGCCGUUUGUGCAGAUCACAGAAGCUGUGAGGCACUUGCAUGCACAAAAGCCCCCAAUCCAGCACCGUGACUUGAAAGUGGAGAAUAUCCUCAAGGGCAGCGACGGUUACUGGAAGCUUUGCGAUUUUGGCUCCUGUAGCACAGACUGCUUUGCAGCAGAAUUGCCGCGACCGCAGCUUCAACGUUUACAGGAUGAAAUCGAUAAGACGGUGACGAUGCUCUACAGGCCUCCAGAGAUGGCGGAUGUUCAGCUCAACAGCAGAAAGGGAUACACCAUUUCGGAGCAGGUGGACAUUUGGAUGCUGGGUUGUAUCCUCUUCACACUUGCUUUCUAUCGACAUCCAUUCCAGGACAAUGCGACAGCUAUGGCAAUUUUCAAUGCAAAGUACUUCAUUCCUUCUGACCAUCCAAUGGCAAGGAGCGCCAAACUGUGCGCCUUGAUACAUUGGUUGCUUGCUCCUGAUCCCAAGGACCGGCCGCCUGCCCCAAGGGUACUGCAGGCAUGCCGAGACAUUGGGAAGUCUGAAUACGAAGACUAUGUGCAGGCAAUGCCAGCUUCAGUAAGGGAAAAGAUAUUGCAACACGAGAGGAUCUAUGGAGCCAGGAGUUCGAAGGAGCCGCCGAAAGAGUGGGACCUGAAGAAUCUGCCUGUGGCCGCCAAUGUUUCCUCAACUGCUUCCUCUGCCACUUCAGCAAAGAAGCCCAAGGAGAGCUCUGCGGGGUUUGAUGUGAGGUUUGCGCUGGCGGAGGGCGCAGGUGGCUAUCCUGGUCAAUCUCAAGCGUCCAAGCCAGCCAAGGCAAGCCUGCAGGAGGAUUUGCUAUCGCUGGAUGCUGGAGGCCCUGUUGGUGGUGGAGGCUUACACCAUGCGACCUCUGCUCCCGCUGUGGAUCUACUAGACAUGUCCACCACUCCGUCUCGGGCGAAGAGCGCCCCGGCUAUGGCGGCUGCAGGUGACAAUCUCUUAGCGUUCGCAGAUUUCAGUAGUAUGCCCUCGCAACAGGUCGUGAAUCACACGCCCAAUGCAGGACCGACUGUUUCAUCUGCACCGGAUUUUGCAGACUUUGGAUCUGCACCGAGUUUUGAUGCGUUUGCUCCCAGCAGUACGGGGCAGGCUUUCCCCGCUCAAAGCUCUGGGAAGGGGCAGUCGGCAGACUUGCUGGAUCUCAUGUGA